This is a messenger RNA of Lodderomyces orthopsilosis Co 90-125, 645 nucleotides long. It is a transcript of the gene GST3, whose product is annotated as Gst3p. The transcript has a single exon. The record is from RefSeq and is a predicted model, not a curated record. Lineage: Eukaryota; Fungi; Ascomycota; Pichiomycetes; Serinales; Debaryomycetaceae. The coding region runs from base 1 to 645 and encodes 214 amino acids.
AUGGCAACAUUAUACACGGCGGAAACAGGUAAUGGUAGAAAACCAUUGAUCUUAGUUAAAUUACUUGAUGCUCCUAUCAAAGUUCAUCUUUUCGAUUGGCCAUCGAAGGAAAUCAAGAGUGGCCUGUAUUUGAAAUUAAACCCCAAUGGAUUAGUCCCAACUUUUGUUGAUGAUGAUAUUGGAAGCAUCUUUGAAAGCAAUGCCAUCUUGGAAUACAUUGCUUCCAAAUAUGAUAAAGAGGGUAAAUUUAGUUACAAAGAACAAGAUGAUCCUAAAUUAUAUUGGCACCAAAAGGAAUGGUUGUAUUUCCAAGCAUCUCAAUUCGCGGCUCAUACCUUGUCUAGAGGUGUUUAUUAUAUCCAAAUGAACCCCAAUGAUGAAUUCACCAAGGAAAAUGUGUUGCACAAUUUUGCUAAAUUGUAUGAUGUUAUUGAAGGACAAUUGAUUCAGAAUGGGUCAGGUUGGUUAAUUGGAGAUAAAUUUACCAUUGUUGAUAUUGCUUUUGCCACGGGUAAUCAUAGACGUAUUGAAGUGUUUACGGGAACUGAUUACGAAAUUAAAGAUUUUGAUGAAAAAUAUCCAAAAGUUGUCAAAUGGUAUGAGAAUGUUUUGGCUAUUGAUGGGGUUAAAGAUGUACUUACAUGA